Messenger RNA from Monopterus albus (swamp eel), 2805 nucleotides. RefSeq names its product E3 ubiquitin-protein ligase RBBP6. Bases 476 to 2803 code for a protein of 775 amino acids. Gene Ontology annotation, cellular component: nucleus. NCBI's taxonomy places the organism in Eukaryota, Metazoa, Chordata, Actinopteri, Synbranchiformes, Synbranchidae. The transcript has 17 exons. The record is from RefSeq and is a predicted model, not a curated record. Gene Ontology annotation, molecular function: ubiquitin protein ligase activity; zinc ion binding; nucleic acid binding. Gene Ontology annotation, biological process: protein ubiquitination; ubiquitin-dependent protein catabolic process; mRNA processing.
GGUAGAAAUACUUAGAUUCUUAAGAAAAAACAGCAAUAUCAUAGUGUGGAAAAUACUACAGUGCAAAUAGAUUAACGUCAAACUCCGGUGGAGUUGGGGUGUGUGCGGGGUCACGUGAACACACCAUCAAACGGUGAGCGCACGGUGCUGACGAGCCGUUGCUUGUGGAAACAGCUGGUGGUUUCUGUCAGCGAACACGCCGGAUUGAAAGCUGUGGCAGGAAGAAAAGUUAAAAUUAGGCUCGAAACUUCCCGAUUGCGCUUUGCCUCGAGUCUGUGCGGCUGUUCCAGCAGACGCCGGGACAUGUCCUCCUGUGGACGGCACUUUAUCAGGCGCUCGUUAAUUAACGUCCUAGCGUGUUAGCGGGAGUCCGCUGACGCUGCUAACGCCUGCUAGCUAACUUUGUUCUGCCAUAGCAACUAGCAGCAUACAGACUUUGUGUCAGCUCAGAACGAGGCGAUCCCUCCGUGUCAGCAUGACGCAUGUUCAUUACAAAUUCUCCUCUAAACUCAGCUACGACACGGUGGUUUUUGACGGCUCCUGCGUCACGCUGAGGGAGCUGAAGGGCGAGAUCAUGGGCAGAGAGAAGCUCAGAGCCAGGGACUGCGAGCUGCAGAUCACAGACGCACAGACCAAACAAGAGUACACAGAUGAUGAAGGUCUCAUCUCCAAAGGCUGCUCUGUCAUCGUCAGGAGAAUCCCCAUCAGCGGAGGCAGGUCCAGCUCAAGCAGCAAGACCUACAACAAGGAGAGUUCAUGCAUCCAGCUUCACCACAGCUUCAGAGCCACCAAAGCAAUGGAUACCCAGAGUUCUCCCAGAACCUUGCCCAUAUUCGCUAAGAUGGCGAACCUGGCUGAUGCAGAUGUGUCAGAGGAGGAUAAAAUCAAAACGAUACUUAAUCAGUCCACCUACGAUGCCUUAAAUUACAACAAGAAGUCUUCUACUGUUCUCCCAGCAAACUACACAUGUUUUCGCUGUGGAAGUAGCGGACACCACAUCAGGAACUGUCCCACCACUGGGCAGGAUAAAAAUUUCGAGGCCCCUCUGAGAAUAAAGAAGAGCACAGGCAUCCCUCGUUCCUUCAUGGUUGAGGUGAAUGAUCCCAGUGUAAAAGGAGCCAUGCUGACCAGCUGCGGACGUUACGCCAUUCCUGCCAUAGAUGCAGAGGCAUAUGCCAUUGGGAAGAAGGAGAGGCCUCCGUUCCUCCCACAGACACAGUCGAAAGCUGUGGAGGAGGAUCCUAUACCUGAUGAACUCCUCUGUCCGAUCUGUCAUGACCUGCUGAAUGACGCUGUGGUCAUACCCUGCUGUGGAAACAGCUACUGUGAUGAGUGUAUUCGCACCGCCUUGCUGGAUUCAGAGGAACAUGUCUGCCCCACGUGCAGCCAAUCAAAUGUCUCCCCUGAUACCCUGAUAGCCAAUAAAUUUCUCCGACAGGCUGUGAACAAUUUUAAGAAAGAGAGAGGCUUCAUCAAAAGUCUGAAAAGUUGUGGUACCUCCCAGUCCCAAAAUCCAACCCUGACACUGAGCCAUGAGCCCACCCCGCCUCCUUUCCCCUUGCAGCGCCAGCCUCAGAAACCUGACCGACCUGCCGGCAGCCAGGAGGACUCUCUCCUACUCCACUCAGAGGCAGCAGACACACUGCCACUGUCUGGGUCUCCUCCUGUGACAACAGGUCCCACCUCUGCUUGCAGCACACCUGGCACUUCCCUCCAGCCUGAGCACAGCCACCUGGAAUUACAUGACAAGGAGGCUGAGGAAGCGACACAAAAUGACUCAGCAGCUGCUGCUUCCCAGUCUGUACUGGUUCCAGACAAAGAGCCCACUGCUGCUCCAUUGCAGCUGAUACCAGUGGUGAAACGGCCAACGGUGGCAGAGCAGCCCCAGUCAGUCAGUGUGGAUCGACAACAGUCCUCCUUAGGUUCGGCACCAAGACACUCUGGGCCUUCAUCUGGCUGGGACAGCUCCUCUUCCUCCUCAGGUUGUCCCACUAGAGGCUGGACCAAUUCCCAGCAGUUUACUUCCUCCUCCUUUUCAUAUUCAGCUUCUGCACCACAUCUCCUUCCCUCCCCCCUUUUCCUCUCAGCUCACCAGUCUCAUAGCACUUAUUCCCCUGGAUACCCACAUACCACGCCCAGCUGGACGAUCCCAAACCCCCAGGGUGCCCCCAUCCCCUCCCUCUGCCCCCCUACCUCAACAACAUCCUUCUCUGCACUCGAAACCAGUGACUGGUACAGCCAUCAGAGAAAAGAGAAACAAAGGUCACCUCCCAGAGGAUCUGCUUGCAGGCGCUCCUCCUCCUCCAAGACCAAGACCAAGUCCAAGUCCAAGUCUUCUUGCUCCUACUCUCGCUCUUCAAGCAGGUCUGGUUCCCGUUCGCGGUCCAGAUCCCAAGGCAGAUCAAGGCCCCGCUCACCUUACUCCCAGCACAGAAAUGUCCACACCCGCUCUCAUCCCUCCCGCUCUUCUAACUCCAGUUACAAACGCUCACGUUCCCCUACAUUGUCCUCAUCAUCGUCGCCUCAAGUGGGUUACUAUUACAGGUCCAAGUCACCAUCAGACCACCGUAAAAAACACCACCACAGCCGCCAUCAAAACAGGAAGUCGGCUUCAGGCAGCUCUAGUUCCAGAAGGCGAGGAGAGCCACCAAGGAGGGAAACGGGAGGCUCAGAGGGAGGUUUAGCCAGUUGCCUGUAUGCUCAGUAUACAAACCAGCCAACCAGUCUGGAUGUGGACAGAGAGCGCUACCUGCUGUGGAAGAAGGAGUACAAAGAGUGGUGUGAGAAAUAUUUCAGCGGCUGAGC